Asparagus officinalis (garden asparagus) is the source of this 3045-nucleotide messenger RNA. Its product is annotated as U-box domain-containing protein 4-like. Gene Ontology annotation, cellular component: nucleus; cytoplasm. NCBI's taxonomy places the organism in Eukaryota, Viridiplantae, Streptophyta, Magnoliopsida, Asparagales, Asparagaceae. Gene Ontology annotation, molecular function: ubiquitin-protein transferase activity; protein binding. The record is from RefSeq and is a predicted model, not a curated record. Gene Ontology annotation, biological process: protein ubiquitination.
CUCAUUCAUCCCCCGAAGCCCCCAGAAAAGUGAUCGAAGAAGACGACGACGACGAAGAAGAAAGCAGAAGAUCGAACCGAAGCUUCGAGAAGCCAACGGAGCAAAGGUACAAUGGAUGUAUCUUUGCUGAAGACUCUGCUAAAUAGUAUUUCUCGCUUAAGUUCUUUAUCUUCCAGCAACACAGCAAAAGCUGAACUUGUCCAGAGAUACCAUCUCAAGAUUGAGGAGAUCUUGGAACCUUUGAUACCUGUAUUUGAAGAACUCAAUGUGUCCGAGUCAGAUUCGGAUGAGAAACUUAAUGAGGUGCUGAAGGACCUAGAUACUACUAUCAAUGAAGCUAGGGAACUCAUGGAGAGCUGGCAUCAGAUGAUGAGUAAAGUUUACUUUGUUAUACAAAUUGAUUUAGCAAUAACGAAGUUGCAGACAGUUGCCGCUGAAACUUGUCGGUUGAUUGCUCUUGCAGAUAACUCUUCUUCAACAUGUGCCAAGAACUGCAUGCAGAAAAUUCAGCAAACUCAUUAUGAUCAAACAUCAUAUGCCAUGAAGGAGGCCAUAAGAGCGCGGGUGGACAAACUUGUUCCCAGAUCUGAGCAUCUGGAAAAGAUUUCAAAAUCUCUGAGCUUAUUGUCCAAUCGAGAAUUGCUAAUGGAGGCUGUCGCCCUCGACAAGCUUAAAGCAAAAGUUGGUCGUAGUGAAAACCAUGCGGAAAUUGAGGGCAUUAAUCAAAUGGUUGCUCUCAUCAAUUAUAUGCAUGAUUGUCAUGUUAAAAUGAAGCAGCUGCACAANCUCGAAUUGAUGUCUGACCCGGUGAUUGUGGCGUCUGGCCAAACAUAUGAGAGAGCUUUCAUUAAGCAAUGGCUUGAUCAAGGAUUCAAUGUCUGUCCCAAGACACGCCAAACACUUAGCCACACUAAUUUAAUUCCAAACUAUACUGUCAAGGCACUGAUAGCAAAUUGGUGCGAAUCAAAUGAUAUUAAACUGCCUGACCCCAUAAAGUCCAUGAAUUUGAACAUGCCAUCAGUUUUUUACGGCUUGUCAGACUCAACUACAAAUGGUAGCACCAACCAUUCAAGUCAGUCUUCAAUGGUUAACCGUCCAAGAUCACCGGACAUGUCAAUUAAGGAUUCAACUUCUUCAAAUGGUGUCCAUCAAGAUGGUUAUCUGCAUGACAGACCAACAUCCCCUCGUUAUCCUGUCUCUUCGGGAUCACCUUUGCACAUUGCAAAUGGGGGCGAGGAAAACAUAGUGAAAAAAUCUCUUGUUAAUUCUGAUGGAAUGAAGGAAUCUUCCUUGGAAGAGCGACAUGUUGGCUCUGGUAGCCAAACUUAUGACCAAUUAACGCUGGACAAUUCUCAAGCGCCAAAAGUUGACGAGCAGUUUCAAGGCCAUAGUAGAAGUGCCUCUGCCUCCAGUGCUGUGUCAAAUAAUGGUUAUGUCCAAGGAGGAAAUGCGAACAUGGUUUCUCGUGUUCCUAGUGAUCUGAGUCAUUACAGCAGCGAUGCUUCAGGAGAAGUUUCACAAGAAGCUCCAGCAUUCUCUGCUCCUCCAAGAGAACCAGAAUUCCCACUAAGGUUGGCUGAGCCCAGAUCCAGAAGCCAAAGCAUUUGGCGUCGUCCAUCUGAAAUGUUUAUCCCAAAGAUCAUUUCUGCGCCAUCCAUGGAGUCAAGACCUGACCUUUCAGGUGUCGAGAAAGAAGUCCGCAAAUUGAUUGAAGAUUUAAAAGGCGAUUCAGUAGACAUACAGAGAGCUGCCACGGGAGAGCUUCGUCUUCUUGCUAAACAUAACAUGGAGAAUAGAAUUGUGAUUGCAAAUUGUGGAGCUAUAAGUCUUUUGGUUGAAUUGCUUCAUUCAACAGAUCUAAAGACCCAGGAGAAUGCUGUAACAGCCCUUCUGAAUCUAUCAAUCAACGACAACAACAAGUCCGCCAUUGCGAAUGCUGAUGCAAUUGAUCCCCUUAUUCAUGUGCUUGAAACAGGGAACCCCGAGGCAAAAGAAAAUGCAGCUGCUACCCUCUUCAGCCUUUCUGUUAUCGAAGAAAACAAGGUCAGAAUUGGACGAUCUCGUGCCAUCCAACCUCUGGUGGAACUGUUGGGAAAUGGGACUCCUCGAGGUAAGAAAGAUGCAGCAACAGCAUUGUUUAAUUUAUCCAUAUUUCAUGAGAACAAGGCACGGAUCGUUCAGGCUGGGGCAGUAAGACACUUGGUAGAGCUGAUGGACCCGGCUGCUGGUAUGGUUGACAAAGCUGUGGCUGUUUUGGCAAACCUUGCCACUAUCCCAGAAGGAAGGGCUGCAAUUGGUCAACAAGGUGGGAUCCCAGUGCUUGUGGAAGUAGUGGAAUUGGGAUCUGCAAGAGGGAAAGAAAAUGCUGCUGCAGCAUUGCUUCAACUGUGUACAAAUAGUAGUAGAUUUUGUAGUCAUGUUCUUCAAGAAGGUGCCGUGCCGCCAUUGGUUGCGUUGUCACAGUCAGGCACAGCUCGAGCUAAAGAGAAGGCACAAGCUCUUCUGAGCUAUUUUCGAACGCAACGACAUGGAAAUGCUGGAAGAGGAUGACGACUGAGGGUGUUCAAGCGAGAAUUUGUAGCUCAAUCAGAUGUAUUUAUGAGUUGGGAUUUGGUUUAACUAUUAUUUGUAACUAUGUCAAUGCUUUUAGACGGAGAAGAUGUGUCCGAGAGAGAGAGAGAGAGACUGUUUUGGGAGUCUUCUGCCAUUAGAGUAGCCUCAGGGAUCUUUGUUUGCGUGCUUCGUCUGUAAAGAAGAAAACAUAAAGCUGGAAGCUGAUUGUAAAGUGAUGAUGAGUUGGGGCCUGUUGAUUCUUUGUCUUUCAUCGAACUGUUGUAUACUAUUUUUCUUCUUCUUUCCAAAUAUGAUGUAUAAUUGCAAUCAUCUUGUCUUUUUUUUUUUUUGGCCCCCAGUUUGCUGCAACUUAUGGCCUUGUAUAUAUAUUUUUUUGCCUUUGCAAAGGCACCAGCAGGGAGAACAACGUGGAAGGCUGUCCGCCCUCUGUACUGCUUUUAUUUUCUUCUGUUUUAGUUUUCUUUCGUCCUC